Messenger RNA from Lindgomyces ingoldianus, 870 nucleotides. RefSeq lists its product as uncharacterized. The coding region runs from base 244 to 870 and encodes 208 amino acids. NCBI's taxonomy places the organism in Eukaryota, Fungi, Ascomycota, Dothideomycetes, Pleosporales, Lindgomycetaceae. The transcript is spliced from 11 exons. The record is from RefSeq and is a predicted model, not a curated record.
CUUACCAACAUCGUUCUCUCUGGCGAAGAGCUAGAAUUUGCCGUCUAUCGAGCUCGCUCCCCUAAACACGGCGACAUUGCUCUACGUAUCCCGAAAAGCUCAACAUAUGAAAACGUCAACGAUCCGAAUAUUGACUCCAAGUCAUUGCUAAAACAAGAGUUCAGUUUAUACUGCCAUUUGCAAACAAACAAUAUCCCCGUUCCCAGCCCAUGCGAGUUGCUAGAAGUCGCUGGUAAAUCAGUCAUGAUGAGUCAGUUCGUCGAGAGUGACGAUUCAAGCGUAGAGUUACGCAAUAUUGGAAGCAGAGUUGGCAACAAUCAAGUCAAUCAAGUCAGGAUAGUCUCUAGGUCUUUAGGAGAGAUAGCGUUACUACGUGGACUUUUUGCUAACUUUGUAGGCUUUAAGCUAAGGCGCUUCCAACUACGUAGGCUUUGUAGGGCAGAGAGGAGGUCUGCCUUUAUGCAGAGACGCCUUGUCUCCAGCAAAUCACCUAGCUCAGAGAAGGUCCUCUCACAAUUAGUGGCCGCCACAGGGAUGCUGAGGAUUGUUAGGCAGGCGUUGUCACCUUAUAGGGCAGCUCUUAUAAAAUCUGACCGGCUCCUAGCUGGCCCUAUUAUUGUCUUUGCCUACCCACUUACUAAGCUUGUACAAAACGUCUAUCUGCUUGUUACCUAUCUCUAUUAUUAUACUAAGUGUAGUGCUGCAAGUAGCUUAGUGCGUGUGUGUAUAAUGUUUGUAGCAAAAAUAGAGUAUUAUAGCAGCAUACCUAAGAACUUCUAUAUAGCUAAUUCUUGCCCUUAUUGUAAGCUUAUUAUCUAUGUUAUAAGGCAGCUUGCAGUAAGCUUUAAUAAUAUUAAAAAGUACGCCUAA